This is a messenger RNA of Scylla paramamosain (green mud crab), 2724 nucleotides long. RefSeq names its product proton-coupled folate transporter-like. Gene Ontology annotation, molecular function: transmembrane transporter activity. Gene Ontology annotation, biological process: transmembrane transport. The record is from RefSeq and is a predicted model, not a curated record. Lineage: Eukaryota; Metazoa; Arthropoda; Malacostraca; Decapoda; Portunidae. Bases 90 to 1634 code for a protein of 514 amino acids. Gene Ontology annotation, cellular component: membrane. The transcript has 13 exons.
CUUGACAAUACAUUUUCUCUUGACUGUCUGGAUCAGUAUGAUUGCCGGCCAUUGAAAGUGAACUACUGCUGGUCGGUUCUUCGUAUAGCAUGGCUGACGGAGAGCAGGUUUAUGAUGUGGAGGAAUCGCCGCCUACCCGUGCUGCUCAGCCCGCUUCCACAGGUGGGUAUGAGGGUAGAUCGAAGGCGAGGAAAGUCACGGUGGAGCCGGUGCUCUUUGUUCACAACAUGUGUUCCCAGAUGAUGUGGUUGGCCUCGCAGGACCUACAGGUUGACAAAGCAUGUGCUGUAAAUGUUGGGUUGAGUGACAGAAUCUGCGCAGAUCUGAGCCACCACUCGCAGGACCAGAGCACCGUGAUGGACGUGGUGAGCAGCUUGCUUAUGUACCGCUCAAUCUUUGAGACCUCCAUCAAGGCUGUGUGGCUGCUGAUGCUUGGGUCGUGGAGUGACCGCUACAGCAGACAACUUCCUCUCAUCAUUUCCAUUUGUGGCCUUGGGGGAGAGGCUUUGGUGUACCUGAUCAUCUCAUUCAUGCCAUCCUUGCCUGUGGAGAGUGUCCUUCUGGCCUCUGUGCCCUACUCCCUCAGUGGGGGCACUCAUGCACUUCUCAUGAUCUGUUUUGCUUACUUGGCUGACACUUCAAAAUCUGGGAAGCGCACAUUCCGCAUGGGCCUCCUGGACGCUGCGUACUACCUAGGCUCCCCAGUGGGUCUGGCACUAGUUGAUCCUCUGAUGGCAGCUGGUGGCUAUCGAGCGGUUUAUAUUUUUGUUAUGGCCUUCUAUGCAGCAACUAUUGUUUAUGUGGUUGUGAGGUUCCAUGGUGAGAGGAGGAGAGUAGAAAAUGCAGAACAUCAAGUGAUGAGGAAGUGUCAGCAGUGUCAAGAAUCUUGUGAUGUGGGCCACUUAUACCAGGCAGUGCAAGUAACAGUACAGCCUCGACCUCACCAUGUGACUGCUUAUAUUCUUCUCCUUAUUUUAGCAAUGUUGUUGGAUGCUCUGCCUGUGUGGGGUGAAGGCAAUGUUAAAUACUUGUUCACUCAGGAAGCCAUGGGCUGGAACCACACACAAUAUAGCCAUUGGGGCACAUUUUCAUCUUUACUCAGUGUUUGUGUGAUGGUGGUGGUGGUUCCCUUGCUAAGUCUGGUGGCCCAUGUUCCUGAUGGCUGGAUUGGGGUGCUCGGAGGUGUCUCACGCACUGCAGCAAGUAUCUUUUAUGGCUGUGUCACCUCCAGUAGCCUAUCAUGGCUUAUGUGGACAGGUGCGGUGUUUGGCAGUGGUAAAAAUAUGGCUCCUGUGGCUAUUCGUUCCUUGCUCUCCAAACUGUCUGGCAGUCGUCAAGUUGGUCAAGUGUUUGCUGUGAUGGCCAUGGCAGAGACACUGGUAGUGCUAGGUGCUGCUCCACUCUACAAAAGUGUCUACUCUGCAACAAAUGAUUACCGCCCAGCCACCUACAAUUUUCUUUCAGUUGGCUUUAACUUACUGCUGACAUUUAUUCUCUUAGGUGUGACAUUGCAGUUAAAGAAAGUGUGGAUCUUCUUGUCAAUAUCAGGUGAAGAGCCUUCUUCCCAGAACACUGCCAAGCCUCCCAGUGCCCAGUCUUCUCAUACACAAAACUGUGAGCAGCAAGAAAGUUGAUACGAUAGCUGGAAAAUCUAAUGAAAACUUGCUGCUGUUGGAUGAGGAUUGGUAAAUACCUUGCUGAAUAACAUAACCACAGAAAUAGGGAGAGAUGGCCACCAUUGCUAACACCAAAAUAUUUAUUUUGUUAAUUGUGUAGGAAGGCAGAUCCUUGGUGAUGAAAGUUAACUUCUAGAGGAGCCCAUUUGGAGUACUAUUUACAAUGGUUGGAAGGUUACAUCAGAAUAUUGAGAUAACUACUAAUAAAGGUAAAGGAAGUAAGUACCUUGAGGAAAUAUGCAUGCUGUGAUUACUGUAGUUUGUAAGCAUACUGUGUGAGGGUUUGUGGAAAUAUUUGUGUUGUAAUGAGGUGCUCAUGAUAACCUUGCAAAGCAGGGUAGAUCCAUCCACACACACCCACACAUAUGUGCACACACCAUCACAUAUUUCACAAGACUAAAUUAGAAACCAUCUUUAAGCCUUCUCUACAUCUACAUUAGAUAGAUAAUUGACCACUACACUAUAACAUUGUACAGCUUUGUAUUUAUUCCUAAUGACAAAAAAAAAAAAAAAAAAAAAAAAAUUCCUCUUAAAUUUUUUUGCUUCAUUAAUCCUAAUUAAACUACUUUUUUAUUUGCAUCCCAGAGUGAUCCUAGAUGCUUCAAAUAGUUAGGAAAUUUCCUUGAAAUAAUUCAUCGCUCAAGACUUGUAUUCCUCCCAUUACCAUCUACUCAUACACCAAAUUACUCCUUUCACAUGAUCAUACAAAUUUCUUUGCCAGUUGAUCAUUUUUCUUUGAAUCAGCUACCUGAGCAUUAUCAUUGUUGCAUGCAACUAACAAUGGAUUCAGCUCCUUCAGCAUUCACAAGACAAACCUCUAUUAAACAUUCUUGCUUUCGCAUUCCCUAUUUAGUGAAAAUUUCUACAGACAUCAGUCAAGUGAAUUAUGCAUUUAGUACUUCCCACAGCCCUGAUCAAACAGGAAACUAUAUAUUACUACUUCAAACUUGAUCACAUGCUUACAUAGAAAGUAUUCACUCCUUUUAACGAUCUAUCACAUAGUCGUACAAUUUUAAUGUAUAAUCCUUUCUGAUAAAUUGUCAAAUGU